This is a messenger RNA of Pelodiscus sinensis (Chinese soft-shelled turtle), 2277 nucleotides long. RefSeq names its product RAB3A, member RAS oncogene family (gene RAB3A). The record is from RefSeq and is a predicted model, not a curated record. Gene Ontology annotation, molecular function: GTP binding; GTPase activity. Lineage: Eukaryota; Metazoa; Chordata; Testudines; Trionychidae.
CUUUGGAAUGCUGGCGACGUCAGCAGGGCUCUGCAAUUGCCGGGGCCGCGCGCGCUGCUGCUGCUUUUGCUGCAAGAGGAGCCCGGGGAGCGCGAUCUGGAGAUGGCUUCCGCUACCGACGCCCGCUAUGGCCAGAAGGAAUCCUCGGAUCAGAACUUCGACUACAUGUUCAAGAUCCUGAUCAUCGGUAACAGCAGCGUGGGGAAGACGUCCUUCCUGUUCCGGUACGCCGACGACUCCUUCACCCCCGCCUUCGUCAGCACCGUCGGCAUCGACUUCAAAGUCAAAACCAUCUACCGCAACGACAAGCGCAUCAAGCUGCAGAUCUGGGACACCGCGGGCCAGGAGAGGUACCGGACCAUCACCACCGCCUACUACCGGGGGGCCAUGGGCUUCAUCCUGAUGUACGACAUCACCAACGAGGAGUCCUUCAACGCCGUGCAGGACUGGUCCACCCAGAUCAAGACCUACUCCUGGGAUAACGCACAGGUGCUGCUGGUGGGCAACAAGUGCGACAUGGAGGACGAGCGCGUUGUGGCGUCGGAGAGAGGGCGCCAGCUGGCGGAGCACCUGGGUUUUGAGUUCUUCGAAGCCAGCGCCAAGGACAAUAUCAACGUCAAGCAGACCUUCGAGCGGCUCGUCGACAUCAUCUGCGAGAAGAUGUCUGAGUCCCUCGACACGGCGGAUCCAGCCGUGUCCGGUGCUAAACAAGGACCACAGCUGACUGACCAGCAAGUCCCUCCCCACCAGGACUGUGCCUGUUAGAGACUGCAGUACGGCACCCCCUGCCCGCGUAGGCCAUGUUACCCCCUCUGAGUAACCAGCACCCUCCUUACACUCCCUUCUGUUCCCACUUGAAUGCCCCCAGUGUCUAGGUCUGCUGGGAUGGCCCAGAGCGGAAUGGUCCUUCCGCUGACACCUGGCAGGGCUUGAAAGGGCUCUGGCCACCCUCAGAGUCUGCAGGCUCCAUGGGUGUUUCCAUCCCCUCCAGUUUUUCUCACCCCUGAUGGUAGGAGACACUGUUGUUUGCCUUUAACUAGUUCCCGAGCCGGCCCCUGACUUGCAACUACUUGGCUGGCGGGCUUGUGGGGUUAAUUGCAGAAUCAUGCACUGAGCCGCUGCCUGGGCUUGGCCAAUGUGUUUGUUAGCUUCCUUCCUUCCUUCCCUCCCAGCUGGAGGCCUGCUGCUGCGUGGGAGGAGCCCUGCUCAGGGGACAGCAGCUUAAAGGGCUGGAGUCUUCGUGGGGGAGCAUCUCCUGAUGCUCACGGCACCAGAGACCCCCGCUCCCUUAGCUGUAGUGCAGCCAGAGGGGUGACGCGCUGGGCUUGCAUCUCAGUCAGCCCCCGGGUGGGGGGGGGUGUGUGUGGAUGGUAACCCUGACAAAGGGUGCAACAAGAUCCCAAUGAGGCGUGAGGGCAGGGGGUUCUGUUCUUCGUAGAGAUGUGUUCCAGCCCUGUCUUUGCACCUCCCCUGCGCUUGUUCUCCUUGCUAGCACAGAGGAGCCGAGCCCGCUGCUAGCGCCGGCUGGCUGGCGAGCCGCUUGGCCUUUGUUGCGCCACUCUCCCCACCAGGGAUGGCUCGUUCCUGACUCUUGUUUAUUGUAUAAAUAGAUGCUAAUUUAUGCUCCUGCUUGUCUUCCUCCUUGUACAUAGAAACAACCUUCCUGUAAAUAGAAGUAGCCAGUGCCCCUCGUGUGCCGUGCUGUGGUUGUGCGGAUGUAUUUAUUUUAGCAGUGUGGUAUUAGCCUGCUUGUGAAUAUCACUUUUAAAUCUAUUAUUUAAAAACCAAGCUGAGCAAGGGCCAUGGGCAAUGCCAAACUAGCCCCAAGGCGGCGGCGACUGACCCCUGGAAAAAUGUGAACGGCUUGGGUCAAGCAAGGAAACAACCCCAGAACCGCUGACCCAUGCCGGGCUGGGGGUGGGGUUAACCGAAUGGAGCUAGUUUGUUACAGGCCUCGUGGCUCCUUGUCUGUUACUAUAGUAAUGUGCUUAUUGUGGAGACUGUGAAGCCAUAGAUAGAAUUCUAUCAAUGACCAAACCUGGCGCGUUGCUUCCCUCUAUUUAUUUUUUUCUUGGAGAACACUCUUUUGUUUACAGCUCCCUAAACACACAGACACAGACACACACACCUCCGACCUCUGGUUUUUGUGACGUUGACUUAUAUGGAAAAAACCAAACCCUCUGCUGUACUGUAAAAAUGUCAAAAGUGUCAAAGUCCAGUUUCCUAAAGAUCACUGUAUUCAAGAGCUGUUGUGAAGAAAUAAAUAAAUGCUGAUCA